ACAAAAUGCGGCUGGUUUGCAGCUUUUUACAAGCAGGAACAUUUUUUCUCUCCUAUGCCAAAGAUUGACUGCGUUUGCAUUCCUGUUUUACUUUUACCGUGGAGGCAAUUUAAGCAAGAACAUGUAUAGUGAAUUACUAAAUUCAACCGGUGCCACCGAAGCUCACCUCAUCAUUCAGACCAACACACCUUACCUGAGCGGCACACCGAGACCCGUCAGCUCCUCUGCUUUUUACAUGUCAACAGCCAGGGUGUUAAAAGAAGGGGAAAUAAAUAAACCAGACUUGGUGACUUACAUCAUUCUGUUUUUCUUUCUGCUCUUGACUGUGACACUCAUUGUGCUUUUCAUAAACUGCCAGCUGAAAAAUUCUUUUUUUGCUACUCUUCCUUACGACAGAUCACUCAGAGAAGCCAGGAGCCCGUGGAGGACACAAGCUGUCUGA
Molecule: messenger RNA, 442 nt
Organism: Antrostomus carolinensis (chuck-will's-widow)
Lineage: Eukaryota; Metazoa; Chordata; Aves; Caprimulgiformes; Caprimulgidae
Gene: SMIM32
Product: small integral membrane protein 32
Exons: 1
Source: RefSeq, a predicted model, not a curated record